AUGGGUAAAGUACCAAAUAAAAAAAAAUAUAAAUCAGCAAAGUCUUCACCAAUUAUAAAUAAUGCUAGCAUUUUAGAAUCAAAUGAUAAUAACGACUUUCUAACACAAGCUUCGAGAAGCUCGGAUGUGCUCCCGGUUAUUAAGCAGCUGUCUUCAGCUGAUCCUAUUGAGCGCGCAUGGGCAGCAAGUUGUGUAUCCAACCUCAUAGCAGGCGAAGAAAAAAUUCGUCGUCUCUUAUUAUCAAAGAAUCUCAUAAGUUUGUUAAUAGAACGGUUAACGGAUGAUGUUUAUGAAGUAAUAUAUGAAAGUGUAGGUACAUUAAGAAACUUAACGGUUAUAGGGGAGUAUGAAAUAUGCGCUGAAAUGUUCAAUAAAGAUAUUCUGACCCCUUUAAUGAGUCUUAUUUCAAAGUUAUCUAUAAUUAUUGACAACAUGUUAAAAGGAAUUUCAUAUGAAUCUGAUCCAAUUAAAAAUGCAAGAAAUAAUUUAUGGAUUUUUGCAGAAAACAUUAUUUGUAUUAUAUGGGCUUUGAGUGAAACUUCACAGAAGAUACUCAGAGGAAUUAAUAAUAUGAAUAUAGUUCAUUUUCUAAUGGCUUUUUUUAUUAAUAUUGAAAAAAUUCCAAUAAAAACAGUCAUUGCUGCUGCACAAUGUCUUCACACAAUUACAGACGAAAACUCAGACAUACAUAGACAGUUUGAACUAAACCCACAAUACAUACAAAUAUUUCUGGAUAUUAUAAAUCUCGAAAGAGAUAUAACAUUGAACGAUGAUGAAUUACUUAUAAAAGUUUUAACUAAAUUUAACAACGACAUAAAUAAUUAUUUAAUUCCAAUACUAAAAUCUUGUUUAAAUGAUGAUAUCGAAAAAGUUGCUAACGAAACUAUCGAGGCAGCUUCGAAUGUAGUUGCAUCGGAUAUUGCAACAGAGCAUCCUAAAGAUUUGUCCACAUCAGAAGAGGAAAAGCUUAUUAGUCUAAAUUCGAGAUUAACGACUUUGCAACUUGCCCUCGAAUUAUUAUCAAAAAUUUGUUUGGAAUGUUUCACCCAAGACGAUGACAACUAUCAGGAUGAAAUACAAAAUGAAGAAAAUGAAAUUGAUUUCAACAAAAUAAAAAUUAUGGAUGUUGAUCCAAUGUCAAAUGAUACUUAUGAUCAAACUUCUAUCAAUAGACAUGAACAUCCCAUUUUGAAUACAUUCUCCACUAACAUAAUUUCAGACCUUAUUCGUUUAUCUAGACCAACUUCUCUUUCAUAUCCUGAACAGUUAGGGUAUAAUGUUAUACCUAAAAAUUCAAUUGCGCCUGCAAUUACAGAAUCACUCGCAACAGUGCAUUUAAGAGCGGUUGAAUGUAUGAAUAACUUCUUUUUGAUAAUGGUAGAUAUUGUCGAAGAAAAAUGGUGGUUUACUAAACACCGCAACGCUGCUAAAGAAACAUGGACAAGGAUUGUUGAAGUAGCAAAUCAGGUUGCAGGCAAGGGUGUGAAGGUCGGUGAAGAAGGCCCAGGACAAAAAAUGAGGGGUACCGUAUUGGAAGCUCUGGUUGGAUGUUUAUGGAUUUUGGCUAGAGGUUUAAACGGUGAUUUGCCACUUGCGGAAAAUCAAAUACAAUCAUUUAUUCAAUGUUAUAAGUCUACUGUAUCGGAAUCUAUGCGUGUUAAAUUGAUUGGUACAUUAGGUGUAAUUGCCAGGAGACAUCAUGCGAUAGAAGAUAACAAGUUAAUUGGUGCAUUUUUGGUCGAAAUAAUACAAGAUUUAUCUCGAACAGUUUCUCCUCCUAUUGAUUGCAUUACAGAAUCUUUGAAUGCUAUAUAUGAUAUAUAUGCAGAUAAGGAUUUUGAUUAUGAUGAACCUGUGUUUGUUCAUGAGGGUUAUUUACAAAUGUUGGAAAGUGUAAUUGACAAUGUUCAUAAUAUGGCUAAAUCAAUCGAUAAACGAAAAUCACCAGAGCAGCGUCUUCGUGUGGAUGAGGCAUACACAAAUCUUGUUGCUUUCAUUAGGUAUAAAAAAGAUGAGCGUUUAUAA
Molecule: messenger RNA, 2025 nt
Organism: Funneliformis caledonium
Lineage: Eukaryota; Fungi; Glomeromycota; Glomeromycetes; Glomerales; Glomeraceae
Source: the annotation of a GenBank genome assembly